AGGGGAGGAGGCGGUGCGUGCCUCGCCUGCCAAAGGCAGGGCAGUUCGUCUGCGUGCGAUCCCCGGCGCCCCGCGCGCGGCCGCAGCGCUCAGUCAAGCCGCCGCCUCCGACACGCCGGGACCGGGGUGUCCCCUGCGACCCGAGCACCCGUUCUUCUGGAAACCCUCCGCCUUGGGUCGCCCCCUGCUCCCCCAAGUCAGGCCGCGGGUCUCUGAGGCUGUUAGGGACAGCGGCGAAGGGAAGGGCGGUCUUCUUUGGCGUGGAUGUUCCCGCCCGGGAACGACAGCAAGUUGUGUGCGCGCUCGGGACCCGGCAGAGAAGGUGGCCGCCGCCCGCCAGCCAUGGACCAUCAUCCUUACUACAGAGAAUGGGAAGUUGAUACCCAGUAAGACCGAAGAUCCAUUCUGUUAAUAGACACUCCCUCCUUGCAGAACUGUGGAUUACCUGUGGGUCUCUGGUGAUUUCUCACCUUCGCUCAGUCUUGUGGUCCCCAAACAUUUACUUUGGGUCCUCCCUGGCCUUUCUGGUGAAAUAUGGCAUCCAGCCUGACUUGUACUGGGGUGAUCUGGGCUUUGCUCUCCUUUCUUUGUGCUGCCACCUCCUGUGUGGGGUUCUUCAUGCCUUACUGGCUCUGGGGAUCACAGCUCGGCAAACCUGUGUCCUUCGGUACUUUCCGGAGGUGCUCAUAUCCUGUGCAUGAUGAGAGUCGACAGAUGAUGGUGAUGGUGGAGGAAUGUGGGCGCUAUGCCUCGUUCCAGGGCAUUCCCAGCGCAGAAUGGAGGAUCUGUACCAUAGUGACGGGCCUGGGUUGUGGCCUGCUCCUCUUGGUGGCGCUCACCGCCCUCAUGGGAUGCUGCGUGUCUGAGCUCAUCUCCAGGACAGUGGGAAGAGUGGCUGGAGGAAUUCAGUUUCUAGGGGGAUUGUUGAUUGGUGCUGGCUGUGCCCUCUAUCCCUUGGGCUGGGACAGUGAGGAAGUCCGGCAGACUUGUGGCUACAUUUCUGGCCAGUUUGACCUGGGUAAGUGUGAAAUCGGCUGGGCUUACUACUGCACGGGAGCGGGGGCUGCCACCGCCAUGCUGUUGUGCACGUGGCUGGCUUGCUUCUCAGGCAAGAAACAGAAGCACUACCCAUACUGAGAUGGAGCCACCACGAGCAGAGGAGAAGACAGGCCAAAGGGGCUUGAAGGGGCUGAAGCAUCCCGCUACUUACAAUGCUGAUGAAAUGGAACCCGAUGGAAUCAGGAAUAUUGUAUAGGAAGGAAGGGUGGUGGGAGAUUUGUAGAAGAAAUGGAGAAUGUGGAAUUAUGGAGGGGAAAAAAAAUGGACCAAAGGCUAAAAAUAUUGCAGGGCAUCGGGUGUUUCCACUCCACAAAGUAUUGUUAAUGUAUAAUGAACACACAUACACACAAAUCUAUAUAUGCAAACAAAGGUUUUGGUUCUGUUUUGUUUUGUAAAGGUGAGGGCCUGGAGAAUCAAAAGGGCUAGUAGAAACAGUAUUAAGUUGGGAAGCAGGGUACCCCAAAGACGUUCCCUGUAGGCCAUGGCACCCCUGAAAGCACACGAGCACAUGUAGACAUACCACGUUCACACACACGCCCACACACAAACCUGUAGCUUGUUGUACCGACUUACAGGAGGUCUAGUGGUGCAUUGCUCCUCUGUUUUCUGUUUAAUAUACAUUUAAGAUACAGUAUUAUCAUUUUAUAAAGCAUCCAUUAAUCAUAAUAAUGGACCAAUAAGCCACUCUAUCAGUAUUUUGUAUAUCCUGCAUCAACUCUUUACACCCUUGUUAUGUUCUCAGAGUUCAUGCAGACCUUAGAGUUAAGCCUUCAUAUUUCAAUAAUAUUCAGAAAUAUGCAAUUUUCUCUGAGUAGCUUCUGCUAUGAUGUUUUUAUGAAGAGACAACUUUCUGUUUGCUGUAGGAGAGAAUUCGGUUGAAGAUGUUGAAGAUAUGAAAGUAAUGAAAGACAUUUUUCAGUCAUUAGCUCUUGUUUUCUUUUGUCCAUUCUUGUACUGUGCUGUACCACAUUUACUUCAAUAUUCAUUUUGUAAAAAAUUAAAAAGUGCUAUUUUGUUUGUAUUUGAAAAGCGCUGUGAAUAAAUUCUCUCUUUGAUCAAUA
Tupaia belangeri chinensis (Chinese tree shrew) is the source of this 2120-nucleotide messenger RNA. RefSeq names its product LHFPL tetraspan subfamily member 6 (gene LHFPL6). NCBI's taxonomy places the organism in Eukaryota, Metazoa, Chordata, Mammalia, Scandentia, Tupaiidae. Gene Ontology annotation, cellular component: membrane. The coding region runs from base 535 to 1137 and encodes 200 amino acids. The record is from RefSeq and is a predicted model, not a curated record. The transcript is spliced from 4 exons.